AUGAACGAACCACCUCCCAAACGACAGAGUGUCUUUGCCAAAGGAAUGAAAAAACUACAACGAUCCAAGUCCUUACUCAACUUUGCUGAACAAGCAAAACCACCCACCCCCGAAAACUUUUCGUCGUUGGACCCUAAAAGCAAUCUCAAUUCUAUAGGGUUGAGUCUUGUUGGCUACGGUUUAUCCAGCGACCACCUACCCCCACCACGACUAGACACCGACUCUGAAUCAGUAUCAUCUCGAACUAGCUCGCCCACAUUGCAUGUCACCACCAAAUUCAACCCCAAACAACGAGUAGAGUCAUUCCAGACCGCCACCAACUUUAAAAACCAAAUACCACCAGAAGAGAUUGUCGACCAGUUGUUUGAAAAACUCUUAUCAAUCCGAGUAUUCCCCGAUGAAGCAGUCUAUUCGCUAAAGAAACAGCCAGUUGAACGCAAAUGGGAACUCUUGCUACGAGAACACGAAACCAACCACCAUUUUGACCUUAAAAAAUUGUCGGAACAGGCUACCGACAAGUUUCUCACCAACCGAGAUAGAUUCCAGGAACACGAGUUUCUCAUAAUGUCCCGUAGCACUACCCAAGAACCUAAACCGAAAUUGAAACCGCUAAGAAUUGUUUCUGGCGGCGAAGACUACGACGACGAAGAAACACCUACAGUCACCAAACUAGUCCACGACGAUAGCAGCACCAGCAAACUAUCCAUCGAGUCCGGAGGCUCUUCUGGUGCACCAACAGAGACCGAAAGUUUGUUGGGGUUGGUCAACAAAAAGCUCAAAAUCAGAGACGGGUCCCCUGAUUGGUAUGUGUCACGCAUAAUGGCCAACAAACUCUCACUCAAAGAUUGCAAGAAAUUGGAAAGGAAAUUAGUCGAAAACAACGUGGUCAAAAACAGCGGCGUGACCUGGACUCAGGGGUUUAUCAAUGCCCAAGGUGAAACGGCACUUUCGGUCGUUUUGACAAAAAUCAACAAGAAAAGCAUUAAAUCGAACGAAGAGUUUGACAAGGAGUACCUUAUAGUCAAAUGUUUGAAACACAUCAACUCUGAAAAACGUGACGAAACCCUGUCUUUGAAGGAAAAAGUGUACGUCGUCAAGGCAUUGGUGUUUUUGUUAGUGUCGCCAAGACUCACAACCCGAAUCUUGGUAACUGAGGUGUUAGUAAUGCUAAUGCUCCUUCGCGACAAAACCUUAUGGAAAAGCGCCCUAGAUGGGUUGAGCAGUUUGCAGGACAGAAACGGCGACUACGUGAUCUUCCAGCCGUGGCUAAAUGCAUUUGAGGAAACAAUCAUAAAGUACUCAUGGAGCCAGAACAAAGCCGGCGAAUUGUCGAACCUCAAAAACUACGCCACAAUUACCUUGAUUUUGAUUAACUCGAUGGUCGACAUGUGCAGCUCCUUGAAACGGCGUAUAUCAAUCAGAAGGGAUUUUGGAAAUGCUCGAAUCCUAAACAUUUUUGAAAAGCUUGCCCAGAUCGAGGAUACAAGAAUCGAUAAUGAAAUUGAGAAAUACGAAAUGUAUGCCGAAGAGGAUUACAACGAGUACGUCGAAGGCAAGAAGAAAAGAAAUAGCAAGCAGUUGCCCAAUAUACCCCAAUCCAAACUCAAGCUAUUGCAGGUAUCCGACUUCGUAACCACACCCGAAGCUAACACCUCACUCGAGGAAGACGAACUCACACCUGAAUUGGAAGACAAUUUAUCCGGCACUGAAUCCUCGUUUGACGAAAAGAGUUUUAUGACAAAACUCAAGGAAGCAGAAGAUAUCGAGUCCGAUGGCGCCAUGAAAAGUGUUCUACAAAGAUUAAUGAAGUUGAAACAGAGCGAACGAUCCACCGAGGACGUACACAAAAUGUUGGUUUUGGUGGACUCCAUGUUGCAGCAUGUCACCAACGAGUCUCGUGUUAUCGGGACAGACGCCCAUUCAGUGUUGAAUAUCACCAUCCAGAAAUUGAUGGAUCGCUUAUCUACCGAAGAUAUGGCUCGCAGAGCCGUUGCCGAAUCAAAAAUGUUGUCACGCCAAUUGGAGUUGGUCAAGGAAGAGAAAGAAUUGCUUGAAAAAGAACUAGAAACAAACAAGAUCGAAACUAUCCGUGAAUUAAAAAAGGAAAACUAUUACCAGGCCGAAUUGAUUGCCACCCAAGAACGCCAAUUGUCUAAAUUACAACAAAAAAUCGAACAGUUGCAGUCUCCCAACAAUACGGCAUUACCGGUGGUUGAUGUGGGCCAACAGGGGUUUGGCAAUGGCACCGUAGCCAGUCUCAAAGAUACGUCUUCGUCAAGCCCAUCAAAAAGACCACCUACACCUCCAGGAUUGUACAGUAUGCAAAAGGGUUCAUUAAGGGGUGGUAUUUCAGCACCACCAAUGCUCGAUUUCAAGGAUGCAAGACCAGUGUCCGAUUUACAGGAUUCUCGACCAGUGCUGGAUUUACAGGAUGCUCCUCGAUUGGUGGAGUCUAGCGCACCACCACUUCCAGAAUCAAAGGAUCCAGUUGCUCAACCACCGCCACCAGAAUCAAAGGACUCAGUUGCUCCACCACCGCCGCCAGUGCCAGACUUUAUAAAGUCUGCUGCACCACCGCCACCACCACUCCCUGGAUUUAUGAAUGCAUCUGCACCUCCACCGCCUCCAGUGCCAGAAUUUAUAAAGUCUUCUGCACCUCCACCACCUCCACUUCCCGGAUUUAUUACCACUACUCCUCCACCACCGCCUCCACUUCCGGGAUUCAUUACUACUACUCCCCCACCCCCACCUAUGCCGGGGAUGUUACAACCAGGAAAAGUCAAGGAACUUGGCACCCUUUUCAAGGAAAAACACAAACAAGAACCACAAAAAGGCAUCACCAAAACCAAAGCCGACGUCGUCCCAUCAAUCAGGCCCAAAAACAAACUCAAACAAAUGCAUUGGGACAAGUUGGAAAACAUUGAAAAAACAUUCUGGAAUAAUCUCGAGGAUUCUGUAUUGUCAAAUAAAUUGAUCGAACAGGGUGUUCUUGGUGAGGUGGAACAAGUCUUUGCUGCUAAAACUGCUACCAUCAAAAAGAAAACAGCCGUCGAGUCUCAACAACAACCUACAAAAAAAUCUUUCCUUUCACGAGACUUGUCGCAGCAGUUUGGUAUCAAUCUCCACAUGUUUGCCAACCUCAGUGAAGAAAAACUUGUGCUAAAAGUACUUCGAUGCAAUUCGGAAAUUCUCGAAAACCAUAGUGUGCUUGAAUUUUUCAACAAUGAAGCAUUGGUCGAACUAAGCGAUAGUCUAUUUAGAAAUUUGGCACCAUACUCAACCGACCCUCGAACACGCAAGAAACCAAUGAAAAACCCUGAAGAAUUGGAACGUGCCGACAGAAUCUUUUUGGAAUUGUGCUACAACCUAAGACACUAUUGGCGCUCCAGAUCGCGUGCAUUGUUGUUUCUGCAAACCUACAAAAAAGACUAUAUCGAUUUGAUGAGGAAACUAAAUAUAGUCGAUGAGGCAAACGCAGCACUAAAAAAGUCGGAGAGUUUGCAGAAUGUGUUGGGUAUUAUACGUACGGUUGGUAACUUUAUGAACGACGACGCAAAACAGGCGUUGGGGUUCAAGUUGGAUACAUUGCAGAGACUCAAAUUCAUGAAAGAUGACCAAAACUCAAUGACAUUUUUGCAUUACAUUGAAAAGAUUGUUCGUCACUCGUUCCCCGAAUAUGGCUCAUUUGUUGACGAUUUAAAUGUUUUAUCUACCUUGCACAACAUAUCCAUCGAGCAAUUGGAAACCGACUGUGAAGAAAUGUCUCGAUCGGUCAAGAACAUUACCGACUCUUUGGAACGAGGUAAACUUAGCAACAAAAAGGACUUGCACCCUGAAGACCGGAUCUUAACCACCAUCAGCUCACCCAUGCUAAAUGCCAAAAACAAAAACGCAAUGUUACAGUCCCAUUUGAAACGCACAGCAGGAGAGCUCAACUCGUUAAUGACGUUUUUUGGUGAAAACCCGAAAGAUGCAACUGCCAGAAACACAUUCUUUUACAAGUUUGUCACUUUUAUCACCGAAUACAAGAAAGCACACGUUGAAAAUAUCCAAAGAGAAGAAGAGCAAAGAACAUACGAGAUUAGGAAAAAGAUUUUGGAAGAUAAAAUCGCCAAAAAGGAAAAGUUGAAAGAGGAACUGGCAGAGCCAGAAGCGGUGGUCGACACCGCCGAAGAGUCGUCUGCGGUUAUUGACUCUCUUUUGGAGAAACUAAAGUCCAGCACCCCGAUCACCACAAAUAGAGCCAAAACGAAAAACAGACGCAGCAAGGCUUUGUCGUUCUACAGCGAGAACCCCUUGGAAAUCGUUGCUGACACCAAAUACGAAAGUGUCAAUAACUUGAAACGACGCAUGACAACAAGAAAACGCACCACAGACGGCGAAACCAGCCCCAAAAGUGAACAGUUUAUGCUGAGGGCCCAAGCAAUGUUGCAUCAACUUAGAAACAAAGAAGAAUAG
Messenger RNA from Candida albicans SC5314, 4458 nucleotides. It is a transcript of the gene BNR1, whose product is annotated as Bnr1p. Gene Ontology annotation, cellular component: mating projection tip; cellular bud neck; cell division site. The record is from RefSeq and is a predicted model, not a curated record. Gene Ontology annotation, biological process: mitotic actomyosin contractile ring assembly; barbed-end actin filament capping; actin filament bundle assembly. Gene Ontology annotation, molecular function: actin binding; small GTPase binding. The coding region runs from base 1 to 4458 and encodes 1485 amino acids. NCBI's taxonomy places the organism in Eukaryota, Fungi, Ascomycota, Pichiomycetes, Serinales, Debaryomycetaceae. The transcript has a single exon.